Micropterus salmoides (largemouth bass) is the source of this 805-nucleotide messenger RNA. Its product is annotated as C-C motif chemokine 20-like. The transcript is spliced from 4 exons. Gene Ontology annotation, cellular component: extracellular region. Gene Ontology annotation, biological process: positive regulation of GTPase activity; cellular response to type II interferon; immune response. Gene Ontology annotation, molecular function: CCR chemokine receptor binding; chemokine activity. The coding region runs from base 108 to 374 and encodes 88 amino acids. The record is from RefSeq and is a predicted model, not a curated record. NCBI's taxonomy places the organism in Eukaryota, Metazoa, Chordata, Actinopteri, Centrarchiformes, Centrarchidae.
UUAACCAGAGUAUUUAAACUUCACAGCCAGAUAAACUUUAUCAAUUCAUCCCUUUUGAGAGUCCAGAUCAGAAAACUGAUUCACUGCUGAGGAGAAGCUGUGUGAGGAUGGCAAAGCUUACUGUGUGUGUCUCCGUAAUACUGGUGCUGCUGGUGGCGCUGGGUGAAAGCAGUCCCAUGAGGCUUUGCUGCACACAGUACCAAGACCAUCCAAUCCCAGUGAAAGUGCUGAAAUACUACAGAAUCCAGGAGGUCACAGAAGCCUGCAACAUCAAGGCCGUAAUUUUCAAGACAGUGAGAAACAGACUUCUCUGUGCCAAUCCUGACACAAAGUGGGUGCAAAAAGCCAUGAACUCUGUACCACAAAAACUUUGAGCAGCAGAUCACCUGAGGAAAUCAACUUAAAGGCUCAAAGACACAUGAGAUGAAUUUAAUAUAUUAAAAUAAAUGAAUCCUCUAUUUUUAGUAUUACUUUCAAUGUAUUUCUUCAAAUAUAUUAAUUUAGUGCCAAUAAAUGGAAUAUUUUAUUAAUAAGGUACUGUUUCUCUGUUUAUCUGUAUAACUAACUGGAUCUGAUGCUUUUGUAGGAAUGAUUUUAUUUCAAUUUCUGUACAGCCAAGCUACAAAGGUUUGCUGAAGUAAACAAGUAUUACUAGCUUGUAAAUCUAACAAGAAUCUGUGUAAACCUGCUUGGAACUCUUUAAUACAGUCUUUCACUGAGUCAAGUUGAUUUUGAUAUGCAUUUUCUUUUAACAAUGUGGACAGUUUAUACAUCAAGUAUUGAGUUUGUGGUUGCCGUCAAUUAA